Messenger RNA from Ziziphus jujuba (common jujube), 3078 nucleotides. RefSeq names its product ion channel CASTOR. Lineage: Eukaryota; Viridiplantae; Streptophyta; Magnoliopsida; Rosales; Rhamnaceae. Bases 144 to 2828 code for a protein of 894 amino acids. Gene Ontology annotation, biological process: monoatomic ion transport. The transcript has 12 exons. The record is from RefSeq and is a predicted model, not a curated record.
CCAAGAUCGAUGGAUUUCAAAACCAAGCUCUAUUUAUGCGAAUGAUGGUCGCUUUAAGAAGACGCAAAACACAAUCAUCAUAUGCGAAAACAUUUUUCCCAAAAAGGCAAAAAGGCCCCUAGCUUUAUACAUUUAUCCCUAACAUGUCCUUUGACUCCGAAGCAGCACCGGCUUCGUCCAGCAGAGACUGGUACUUCCCCUCACCGCCCUUCAUCAACUCCACGAAAUUCCCGAAUUACCCUCGGCGGUUCGCCUCAAACCCCUACUUUCCGGCCGAUCCAAAGCGGCCGUCGUCAUUUAGCCGUGUUUCUUGUCGGGAUUCCACUGCGCCCUCUCGACAAGUUUCUUCGUCGCGCUCAGCUCCUCCUCAAACACCGGUCAACCAUGCAGGUGUUCGCCGGAGAGUUGGCUUCGCUCGCCGGAGAGACCAACAGACGAGAACGAACGGCGACGAUGUCGUUCCAGCUAGUCAAUUGGAUAUUUCGGGAGCUAUUCCGGGGGAGAAAGUCUCUGCUUCGAAGAAGCUUCUUGAAUUUUCGGGCCAAAGUUUUAAAGUUCGACUUCGAUGGAAAAUGGCAAUCACAGUAGCGAUUUUGAUCACCGCUUUCUCAUCAUUGCUGUACCAGAAUUUCUCUUUACACAACGAAGUCGAUGAGUUGCAGGAGCAGAUUUCGAUACUUAGACUUAGAUUACGAGCGCACAAUCUAUCAGACACCAUAGACGUUAUCAAUUCCUCUGCAGAGGAUAGUUAUAAUAUUCCAAUCAAAAGCUUAAAAAGAUUAGCUCUUAUUGUCUCUCUCACACUUUUAUCCACCCCUAUCUUUAUCCUAAAGUACAUUGACUAUGUUUCACGAUCAAGAUCAUUGGAAAAUGUUUCAGAAGAAGUCUCUCUAAAUAAACAACUAGCAUAUCGGGUGGAUCUAUUUUUAUCAGUUCAUCCCUAUGCUAAGCCAUUGGCUUUGUUACUUGCAACUCUUUUACUUAUUUGUCUUGGGGGGCUGUCACUCUUUGGAGUGAAAGAUGAUAGCUUAGCUGAAUGCCUUUGGUUAUCAUGGACCCAUGUAGCUGAUUCCGGCAAUCAUGCUAACUCUGAAGAAAUCGGUGAAAGGCUAGUUUCAGUUUCUAUUAGCUUUGGUGGGAUGCUUAUAUUUGCAAUGAUGCUUGGACUUGUUUCCGAUGCAAUUUCUGAGAAAUUUGAUUCGUUGAGGAAAGGAAAAAGUGAGGUGGUUGAGCAAAAUCAUACUUUAAUUCUUGGGUGGAGCGAUAAAUUGGGAUCACUAUUGAACCAGAUUGCAAUUGCCAAUGAGAGUUUGGGUGGAGGAAUUGUUGUAGUAAUGGCUGAGCAAGACAAAGAGGAAAUGGAACUUGACAUUGCUAAAAUGGAGUUUGAUUUCAAAGGAACAUCUGUCAUCUGCAGAAGUGGGAGUCCUCUUAUUUUGGCUGACUUGAAAAAGGUCUCUGUCUCCAAGGCCCGUGCAAUAAUUGUCCUUGCUGAAGAUGGAAAUGCUGAUCAGAGUGAUGCACGUGCAUUGAGAACUGUUUUAAGUCUAACUGGAGUAAAAGAAGGGCUGAGAGGACAUAUAGUGGUUGAACUAAGUGAUCUUGACAAUGAGGUCCUUGUUAAACUUGUUGGUGGGGAUCUUAUUGAGACAGUUGUGGCUCAUGAUGUGAUUGGUCGGUUGAUGAUUCAAUGUGCUAGACAGCCAGGACUUGCACAGAUUUGGGAGGAUAUCCUUGGGUUUGAAAACUGUGAGUUCUACAUCAAAAGAUGGCCUCAGUUGGAUGGCAUGUCUUUUGAGGAUGUGCUGAUCAGUUUUCCUGAUGCUAUUCCUUGUGGAGUCAAGGUUGCAUCAUUAGGUGGUAAGAUUAUACUGAAUCCUGAUGACUCCUAUGUUCUACAAGAGGGUGAUGAAGUUCUUGUUAUCGCAGAGGAUGAUGACACGUAUGCUCCAGCUGCUUUGCCUAUGGUAAAAGAGGCAUCAUUCAUACACAUUACCCGACCAGCAAGAAAGCCACAGAAGAUUCUACUGUGUGGAUGGAGGAGGGACAUUGAUGAUAUGAUUGUGGUAUUAGAUGCCUUCCUGGCACCUGGUUCAGAGCUUUGGAUGUUCAACGAUGUUCCAGAAAAGGAAAGGGAAAAGAAGCUAAUUGAUGGUGGCCUUGAUACAAACCGGUUGGUAAAUAUAUCAUUGGUAAAUCGUGAGGGAAAUGCUGUUAUACGGCGUCACUUGGAAAGCCUUCCCUUGGAAUCUUUUGAUUCGAUCUUAAUUUUGGCUGAUGAGUCAGUGGAGGACUCAGCAAUUCAGGCUGAUUCCAGAUCUCUUGCCACGUUAUUGUUGAUUCGUGAUAUUCAGGCCAAGCGUCUGCCUAUGAUAACACAAGUUGACAGUGGAAGCUUUUCACAAGGGUCUUGGAUGGGAGAAAUGCAGCAGGCCUCUGACAAGUCAGUUAUAAUAAGUGAAAUACUGGAUCCAAGGACUAAAAAUUUAUUAUCCAUGUCAAAGAUCAGUGAUUAUGUGCUAUCAAAUGAGCUUGUAAGCAUGGCAUUGGCUAUGGUUGCUGAGGAUCGGCAAAUAAAUGAUGUAUUGGAAGAGCUAUUUGCAGAGGAGGGAAAUGAGAUGCAUAUAAGGCAAGCAGAUCUUUAUCUUCGUGAAGGUGAGGAGUUGAGUUUUUAUGAAAUAAUCUUACGAGCCCGGCAGCGGAGAGAGAUUGUGAUUGGUUACCGGUUAGCUAAUGCUGAGAGAGCUGUCAUCAAUCCCACAGCGAAAAGUGAUAGGCAGAGGUGGUCAGCAAAGGAUGUUUUUGUGGUCAUUGCUGAGAAGGAAUGAGUCAAUUUCUAGAUCUUCCACAUAGACGGAAAGGGAUCGGGAUUCCAUUUAAAAUGACACAUCGUAUUACAUUUCUUUAUCUGGGGCAUCUUGUAAUGUGUAUAUAGGCAAGCAUUAAUUUUGUUUUGUUUUUGUAUUAUCUGUUUAUAGGACCUUACAUAUAUGGUCCUAUCAACUGCCAACCCUUGAACAACUUGUACCAACAGCCAAGUCAUCAUAAUUUUUAUGGAAAUAAAGUGUUAUUAUGCAA